Messenger RNA from Funneliformis geosporum, 391 nucleotides. Lineage: Eukaryota; Fungi; Glomeromycota; Glomeromycetes; Glomerales; Glomeraceae. The record is from the annotation of a GenBank genome assembly.
AUGUUGACAUCAUUCGUCAAAUCAACUCCAUUGGACUUGCGAAAACGUCAAGAUACUUCCACCGACUUUAAAAAAUGUAAUGGGGAAUACGCAAUACACCUUACUUCAAUGGAUUAUUCUCCAAAUCCAAUUGUCACGGGUCAAAAUAUCACUGUUCACAUGGUUGGUGAAACGGCCGAAGUCAUUGAAAAAGGUGCAAUAAUGAAGAUUUAUCAUGAUCAUAAAGGAAAGUUCGAGCAUGAACUUGAUUAUUGUAAAUUAUUUGUCGAACCAAGCGGGUUCGUUUGCCCAGUUGAAAAGGGACAUCUCGACUUUACUGCAACUUGGCUUAUAGGGAAACAUCCUUCUGAACCAAAUAAGAUUGUAUCUCCAUUAUAUACGAGAGUCUCCA